Molecule: messenger RNA, 2354 nt
Organism: Papilio machaon (common yellow swallowtail)
Lineage: Eukaryota; Metazoa; Arthropoda; Insecta; Lepidoptera; Papilionidae
Gene: Mcm7
Product: DNA replication licensing factor Mcm7
Exons: 16
Coding region: 141-2300 (719 amino acids)
Biological process (GO): DNA replication; DNA replication initiation; double-strand break repair via break-induced replication
Cellular component (GO): nucleus; MCM complex
Molecular function (GO): single-stranded DNA binding; ATP binding; single-stranded DNA helicase activity
Source: RefSeq, a predicted model, not a curated record
AAACAUAAGCGUGUAUUUAUGUUGUGAGUUUUUUUAAUUCAAGUUUUAACGCUAAAUAUACGUAAUCUUUUAAAAUAUACUGUAUUUAAAAAUCGCAACAAAAGUUUCUCGAUAGUAUCGAGUAUUAAUUGACUUCAACAAUGGCAAUGAGAGAUUAUGCAGCUGACAAAGAAGCUAUAAAGAAUUUCUUUGUGGAUUUUUGCGAAACAAAUGACGAUGGCCAAAAGUUUUUUAAAUAUGCUGAGCAACUUACACAAGUUGCGCACAGAGAACAGACAGCAUUUGUUGUUGAAUUGGAUGACUUAUAUGAGACCAAUGCAGAGCUUGCAGAAGCAGUCAAACACAAUACAAGACGGUACACAAAUAUAGUAUCAGACUUGGUGUAUGAAAUGCUACCUGAUUAUAAACAUAAAGAGGUAGCAGCAAAAGAUGCCUUAGAUGUUUACAUAGAGCAUAGAAUAAUGUUGGAAGCAAGGAACCACAGGAUGCCCGGUGAAAUGAGAGAUCCAAGAAAUAGAUAUCCUCCAGAACUAAUCAGAAGAUUUGAAGUCUACUUUAAAGAUAUAUCAAAUGCAAAGUCUCUGGCAGUUCGUGAUGUCAAAGCUGAACAUAUUGGAAAGCUGGUAACUGUAAGAGGUAUAGUGACGCGGUGUACGGAUGUGAAGCCCCUAUUAGUGGUAGCGACAUACUCGUGCAGUGCGUGCGGCGCAGAGACGUACCAGCCGGUGCGCGGGCUGCAGUUCACGCCACCGCCCGCCUGCUCCGCCGACGAGUGCAGGGUGAACAAGACCGCUGGACAGCUGUACCUGCAGACCAGGGGCUCUCGCUUCCAGAAGUUCCAGGAGUUGAAGAUACAGGAGCAUUCAGACCAGGUGCCGGUGGGACACAUCCCGCGGCAGUUGUCAGUAUACUGUCGCGGGGAGACGACGCGACGCGCGCAGCCAGGCGACCACGUCGCAGUCGCCGGGGUCUUCCUGCCGCUACUCAGCGCCGGCUUCCGACAGAUCGUGCAGGGAUUGCUCUCCGAUACCUAUCUAGAGGCGCAUAGUGUGACAUGUCUGAAUCAAAGCGAGGAGAACGAGGCUUGUGAGGCGCUGUCUGAGGAGGAGUUGUCGGAGCUGGCUGAUGAGGAGCUGUACUCCCGCAUGGCGCAGAGCCUCGCACCUGAGAUAUACGGACACGAGGAUGUUAAGAAGGCUCUACUGUUGCUGCUCGUCGGAGGAGUUGAUAAACGUCCCAAUGGUAUGAAGAUCCGUGGCAACAUCAACAUCUGCCUGAUGGGUGACCCCGGCGUGGCCAAGUCACAGUUACUCAACUACAUAACGCGUCUCGCGCCGCGCUCCCAGUAUACCACCGGCCGCGGCUCCUCCGGUGUCGGUCUCACCGCAGCAGUACUCAAGGACCCGUUCACCGGUGAGAUGAUGCUGGAGGGUGGGGCGUUGGUGUUGGCGGACCAGGGCGUGUGUUGUAUUGACGAGUUCGACAAGAUGGCGGAGAACGACCGCACCGCCAUACACGAAGUAAUGGAACAGCAGACUAUCAGCAUUGCCAAGGCAGGAAUAAUGACGUGUCUGAACGCGCGCGUUUCUAUCCUGGCUGCGGCGAACCCUGCGUACGGCCGCUACAAUCCCAAACGUACUGUAGAGCAGAACAUACAGCUGCCCGCUGCGCUACUCUCCCGUUUUGAUCUGCUCUGGCUCAUACAGGACAAACCAAAUAGAGACAAGGAUUUGGAGUUGGCGAAGCACAUAGCGUACGUACACCAGCACUCGUCUCAGCCACCGAGCAGACUGCGAGCACUACCAAUGCGUCUCAUGCGGCGCUACCUCGCACUCACCAAGCGCAAGCAGCCCGUAGUACCUCGCGCUCUCGCCGACUACCUCGUCUCUUCAUAUGUGGAAUUAAGGCGGGAGGCGAGAAAUGCACGUGACGUCACAUUCACAUCUGCCAGGAAUUUGCUCGCCAUCUUACGUCUGUCUACUGCCCUCGCUAGGCUUAGGUUAUCAGAUGUGGUAGAAAAGGAAGAUGUUUCAGAAGCGAUUCGUCUUGUAGAAAUGUCCAAACAGUCACUUCAACAUGUUGAAGAAAAUGUUCAAAGAGGUAUAAGCGCUACGGAUCGUAUCUUCGCUGUGGUCCGCGACCUGGCGGGCUCCAGUAAAACUGUCAAGAUCGCUGAUGUCAUCGAGCGUUGUGUCGACAAAGGAUUCAAACCUGAUCAGGUUGAUGCUUGCAUUGAGGAGUAUGAAAAUUUGAAUGUAUGGCAAGUGAACCAAGUACGAACCAAGAUUACAUUCAUGUGAAUCUUACUUUAAUCAUACAUAUCGCCUUCAGUACAAUUAUUUUGAUAUUUUUGU